AUGUCCACCCCCCUCACUCCUCUCCCUCAGGUCCACGCCCUUCCUACCGUUCCUCUCUCCUCUGUGUCCACGCCCCGUCAGUCCGUCUCCGUUCCUUCAGGGUCCCGCGUGGCUCACUACGUCGUUCGUCGUUCCAGGUCGUCGUCGCCGUCACGUCUCCCUCAUUCCAUUCCGCCCCUCCACUACGUCUCUCCUCUGGUCCGGUCCACCCCACUCCACUGCGUCUCUCCCUCCAUCCAUCCACGCCACUCUCCACCUCUCCCUCAGGUCCACCCCCUCCACUCCUCUCCCUCCAUUCACGCCCUCUCUCUCCACAUCCCUCCUCCCUCCCUCCCACCCCUCCACUCUCCACCCCCUUCCAUUCCCGUCCCCCUCCCUCCACAUCCACCACUUCCAUUGUCCUCCAGGUCCACCCCUCUCCCUCCAGAUCCACCCUCCUCCUCCUCCACUCCAGGUCCACCCCUCCAUCGGGCUCCACCUCCACCCCUCCACUCCUUCCUCUCCGGGUCCAUUCCACUGGUGGGCUCUCCUCCAUCCUCCUCCUCCUCCAGGUCCACCCCUCCACCAUCUCUCCCCUGGUCCACCCACUCCAUCCACCCCUCCAGGUCCACUCUCCGGUCCACUCCCUCUCCACUGGUCCACCCCUCCUCCACCCCUCCAUCUCUCCACCCCUCCCGUCCCAUCCACCCUCCACUCCUCAUCUCUCCACAGGUCCACCCCUCCACACCUGCCUCCGUCCACCCCUCCCCUCGUUCCAUCCACCCUCUCGGGUCCACCCCUCUCUGCUCCACGUCCACCCUCCUCCCUCAGGUCCACGUCCCUCCACUCUCACCCUCCACGUGCCCUCUGGCUCUCACAUCCACCCCUUCCUCUCACGUUCACCCCGCUCCUCCGUUCCACUCCUCACGCUGGGUCCAUUUCCACUCCGGGUCCACCCCUUUCACCCUCCCCUCACGCACAUCCACGCCCCUCAGUCGACUCAUUCAGUUCUACAACAACCCCCUACACUUCAUGUUUACCGUGUAA
Molecule: messenger RNA, 1026 nt
Organism: Haliotis rubra (blacklip abalone)
Lineage: Eukaryota; Metazoa; Mollusca; Gastropoda; Lepetellida; Haliotidae
Product: pollen-specific leucine-rich repeat extensin-like protein 1
Exons: 1
Coding region: 1-1026 (341 amino acids)
Source: RefSeq, a predicted model, not a curated record